AUGCAUACCUCGCGAUUACUACAAUCUGCGAUAUCGAUCUUCGCAUUACUGGGUCAGGCUCGACUCGCCGAUGCGACGCCGUUAGGGCCGAGCGCUGAAGGAGUUUCGCUCGAACAACGAUCUUGCGACAACCCCUGUGGCUACUACAGCCAGCUUUGCUGUGCCUCAGGCGAAACAUGCACUACAGACGAUAAAGACCAGGCGGUUUGCUCUUCGAGCAGCGAGUCCAGCAGUGGAAGCGGCAAAUGGGAAACGUAUAGCAGCACCUGGGUCGUGACCGAAACAGACGUCGAGACACGCACAUCGGUAUGGAGCAGUUGGGUCGCGAGCCCGACGGGCGGUAGCGGGAGCUGUCGAAGUGACCUUGGUGAGAGUGAGUGCGGUAGCGACUGUUGCGAUGCCUCGCAAGUUUGCAACUCCCACAAGAAGUGCGUUCUGGCGGCCACCACCUCAGUCUGGGCGACAGAUACUGGAACCGCCACAGCCCCCGUACGACCGACAGACUCGAGCACUGUUACCAAGACCGCGACAACCACUCAGGCUUUCGAGACGCCAGUCACCACUGAUGGAUCGCCAGCGCUCGGAGUGGAUGCUCCGGAUGACGGCGGCGGCUUGAGCGGCGGUGCGAUUGCGGGUAUAGUGAUCGGAACACUCGCCGGUGUAUUCCUUUUAUUCCUACUGUGCCUCUGCCUGUGCGCACGAGGACUCCUCAAUAGCAUCCUCGCCUGCUUGGGCAUUGGACGGAAGAGACGGCAGGAGACGACAUAUGUGGAAGAACAUCAUUCGCAUCACACGCAUCGGCCUGGCCGCACGUGGUUCGGCACUCGCCCGUCUGGGCCUCCGCACGAGGACGAGCAUAAAUCAAAAUGGGGCAAACUCGCGACUCUUGGAAUCAUAUUCGGUGCAAUUGCGCUUUGCCUCGGGCUGAGAAGAAAGGGGGACCACAGCGACGAAAAGAGCAGCACCUCUUACACGUACCCAAGCUAUUAUAGCUAUUACACCAGCACGACUCGAGCUCAGACCGACGGACUCGACGGAGCAGACGAUCAGGACGAUCUAGGUCCCGGGCAUAACGAUUGA
Molecule: messenger RNA, 1080 nt
Organism: Aspergillus mulundensis
Lineage: Eukaryota; Fungi; Ascomycota; Eurotiomycetes; Eurotiales; Aspergillaceae
Exons: 2
Coding region: 1-1080 (359 amino acids)
Source: RefSeq, a predicted model, not a curated record